Molecule: messenger RNA, 1418 nt
Organism: Mizuhopecten yessoensis (Yesso scallop)
Lineage: Eukaryota; Metazoa; Mollusca; Bivalvia; Pectinida; Pectinidae
Product: neuropilin-1-like
Exons: 7
Coding region: 108-1268 (386 amino acids)
Source: RefSeq, a predicted model, not a curated record
AUAUCACGACGUUUCCCAAGUACAAUACAGUCGACGUCGCCACUGCAUUUGAUAGGACAUCAGGUACCGGGCCGUGCUGAAGACAAGACAUAGACAGUAUAAAAAAUAUGAGUUUCCUAUGCGUCUUUCUACUAACCCUCACGUUUAACAGAUUAUCUAGUGGACAACCUUUAUCAUCUGACCGUCGUCAGACAGUAGAAGCAGCUCUCAUGGAACAGAGGAUACUAAACCAAAUCAGGCCACUUCUGACGGAACUGUGUAACGAUGACCGAAGGUAUUCACGCCACCUGUCUGAGCUGACGGAUGAAAUCAAGGCCCUAACUAAACGUGUUGAGAGACUAGAAGACAGUGCAAUUUUGAACGUAACAGUGUGUUCAGAUUACCUCGUAUCGGGAUUGUAUGGUGUGAAAGAUUCGGCGUUGUCCGCAUCUACUACAUGGACGAGGGAGGGCCAUCCCGACCAUGGUGAAGAAAACAGCAGGCUAUAUAAUGAAAGAAAUGAUACCAAACGCACUACGGGUGCUUGGUCAUCUGAAUAUGCUGAUAAUCAACAAUAUAUACAGGUUAAAUUCCCAAGAGAAACGGAAGUAGAAACAAUCUUGUUGCAAGGUCGAAAGUGCAUAUGUAACCAGUGGGUUGAAACCUAUCACCUAUCUUAUAGCAUGGAUGAUACUACUUGGACUACAGUGAUGUCGGACAACCAAGAACCUAGGUUAUUUACCGGAAACAAUGACCAGACCACCAUAGUUAAGGCUAGCGUUGUCCCAAGUAUCACUGCAGUGUACCUCCGGAUUAUUCCAAGGAGUUGGAACAAUCAUAUAUCUCUCCGUUUUGACGUCAGUGGCUGUUACACCGUUAGGGAAACACGUAAACACAUACACAAAGCUUUAGGAUUCAAACCAGUCCUGAACGACGACACACUGUACAAGGUGAACGAACGUGAUCAUAACCAGUUGGACGCUGCCAGGCUCUGUACCCAACAAUAUUCACAGCUCAUCAAGAUAGAUUCCUUGUCAUUGAUGGCGAGUCUUAAGGCAGUCGUGGAGGGAAACGAUAUACUAAGGAACGCCCACAAUCAGAUGUACGUGUCCGGAAGGUAUGUUUUAAAUCAGUGGCAGUAUAGUGAAGGCUUUGGAGUGAUUGACAGCGCCCUCUGGUCUCCAGGCAAUCCUGACCCGACUCAAGGUCACUGUGUGAUGCUGACAACAGCAGGCCUGGCUAGUGUGAAUUGUUCUCAAGCACUCUUCUCCGUGUGUGGACACAUUUAAUGUAACUUAUUUCUGUCUGUAGACUAGUGAAACUUAAUAACUGACUUCUUGUUGUAUUUUGUUUCUGCUUUGACCAGUUCUCCGAACAUUCCUAUAUUCACAAAGAGUGCAUCAGAAGGGGAGCUUGAUUUACCUACAAACCAAAUUCGA